Messenger RNA from Pygocentrus nattereri (red-bellied piranha), 5686 nucleotides. It is a transcript of the gene arhgef10, whose product is annotated as Rho guanine nucleotide exchange factor (GEF) 10. NCBI's taxonomy places the organism in Eukaryota, Metazoa, Chordata, Actinopteri, Characiformes, Serrasalmidae. Gene Ontology annotation, cellular component: centrosome. Gene Ontology annotation, molecular function: protein binding; guanyl-nucleotide exchange factor activity. The transcript is spliced from 30 exons. The record is from RefSeq and is a predicted model, not a curated record. Gene Ontology annotation, biological process: mitotic spindle assembly; positive regulation of stress fiber assembly; actin cytoskeleton organization. Bases 200 to 4531 code for a protein of 1443 amino acids.
AACGCGGAGAGAAAUUUACAGUCCUCAGAGGAAUGGACUGGGAGCGACUCGGCGGACCGCUGACCAAACUGACCCUGUGAGCAGCUUCAACUGACCACUCAGUCACCCCAGGAACAUGGUGUGCACAUGUCUGUGAAAGGGUCCUCCACCUGAAGACCUCUGUUGACCCUGAGCCUAAUCUGAAAGAAACGCUUCCAGCAUGGAACAGGAGGACUUUCCUCCACCUCCUCCUGACAUGCUAGAGGAAGAAGAGGAGGGUGAGCAGUUUGAGUUUGAUGACAGCUGCGAUGAAGCUCCUGAGGCCGAUCAGGAUCGCCUUCCCCCGGCUCCUCCUGUGCAGGACUAUGGUGCUUCAGACCACUGUGGAGCAGCAGCUUCAUCUGCGUCUGUUAGUCCACCCUCCUUAGUGGGCACAGCCAAUUCAGCGAAUGGGACUAACCCUGACUCUCUGAGCUUAUACAAUGCAGAGGCUGAUCUACCCCCACCACCUGAGAACUGUGUCCCUCCUAAUGCCCCAUUGUGCCCUACUGUGGCCUCACAGAGUGACUUACCUGCACCCCCUGAAGAGGAACAGCAUCUGAAUGGUUCAGUUGAUGCAGCAGGCCUGGAUAGUGACCUGCCUCCACCUCCAGAGGAUGUCACAGGACCUGCCACUCAAACUGGGAACAGCAACUCCAGUGUGGCCCAGUCCAAAGUCAACCCUUACUCAGUGAUCGAUAUCACCCCCAUCCAGCAGAUCUCCCAGCAGGUCCUGCCCCUCUCCUCUUCUUCAUCCAAAGAGAAGGAAGGGGAUUCCCAGGAAUUACCCAGCAGCCCUGUUGUGCCCUCCGGAUACUCGGUGCCUGUACCCUGCGGCUAUGCUACACCCUCCAGCGUGCCCAUAAUUACGCCUGCCUACACCACACCGGUCAUCAUCAGGCACUUCUCUGUGGAUGAGGACGUGACCGUGGUGGGGACGGGGAAUUUGACAGACAGUGUCUUCAGUGAAGAGUAUCCAGUGAUAAGAGAGGAAGACGCUCUGACUAAAUGGGUUUCGGACCCUGCAAACACAGCCUGGAUGGAGAAUCCGGAUGAAGUUAUUUAUGAUGAUGUGCCUCAAGAGAAUUCUGGAUCCACCACAGACCCAGAUGAAAUGAUCUACGAUGAUGUGGAGCUGGGGGAGGAGGGCGGUAGUAGUUCCCUGGAUAACGGCUGGAGCUCCAGUGAGUUUGAGAGCUAUGAGGAGGGCAGUGACGGAGAGAACGGUCACGCAGAGAAUGGACUCCCGAGCGCCUUUGUCCGCGGACGCCCGCCGAGCAAGAAAACACACCUGUCUCAAGAUCUGACGCGUUUGAAAGAGCACUAUGAGAAAAAGGUGAGAGAUCUAAUGGCAAACGCAGUGGGGACAGUAGAACUCCAGCAGCUCAGACACAAACAUGAACAGAAGCAGAUGCAAAAGCUGGUGAAGGCAGCUAAGCAUGGGACCAAAGAUGGCCUGGAGAAAACUAAAGCUGCGGUGAAGAAGGGAAAGUCCUUCAUUCGGACCAAGUCUUUCUGCCAUGAGAGGAAGACGUCCUGCUUUGAGGAAGAGGAGUCCGAGCUCUUCAUUGAGGUGGAGUGUUUUAAUGUAGAGCCAGUGCUAGGCCCCGCCCCCGAGGGCCUCUCUCAGCAACAGGUGGUCAGAAGAUGCAUCCUGGAAUCAAUAUUAGAGAGCGAGAAGAAUUACUUGGAGGCGCUGAGGCGAAUACUAGAGCAGUAUGAGAAACCUCUGCUGGAGAUCGAGCCGCGGAUGCUGAGUGAGAGAAAAUGCAAGAUGGUGUUUUACCGCGUGCGGGAGAUCCUGCAGUGUCACGCCCUGUUCCAGAUUGCGCUGGCCAGCCGAGUGGCUGACUGGGACAACCUGCAAACCAUCGGAGACGUGUUUGUGGCCUCGUUCUCCAAGUCCAUGGUGCUAGACGCGUACAGCGAGUAUGUGAAUAACUUCAGUACGGCUAUGGAGGUGGUGAGAAAGGCCUGUGCUUCUAAACCCUGCUUCCUGGACUUCCUCAAGCAACGUCAGGAGUGCAGCCGAGAUCGAGUCACACUCUACGGCCUUAUGAUGAAACCUAUACAGAGGUUUCCCCAGUUCAUUCUGCUCCUGCAGGACAUGCUGAGGAACACUCCGGUGGGUCAUGCUGACCGGCUGCCUCUGCAGAUGGCUCUCACUGAGCUGGAGACUCUGGCUGAGAAACUCAACGAGAAGAAGAGAGAAGCCGACCAGCGCUGCGAGAUCAGGCACAUCGCUAAGGCCAUGAAUGAACGCUACCUCAACAAGCUCCUGAGCAGCGGCACCAGGUAUCUGAUCCGCUCAGAUGACGUAGUGGAGACGGUGUAUAACGACCGUGGUGAGAUCAUCAAGACUAAAGAACGCCGACUGUUCCUCCUCAACGAUGUGCUCAUGUGUGCCACGCCCAACCUUCGCUCUCCUCAGGAAGGUGGAAGUGGUGGUGUCAGUGCGGCGGUUCCUUCAGGUCAGCGGUUCCUUCUGAAGUGGAGCGUUCCCCUCAGCCUGGUGGAGCUGGUGGAGUUCGGCUCCUCAGAGGAGAUGGGGGACUCUACUCGAUUCCCUGCCCCUCACUCUGGAGAGAAGGUCGUCAUUAACGCCAAGCCAAAUAAGUUGUAUGUGGGUCCAGGCCAGCUGUAUCAGGACCUGCAGAACCUCAUCCAUGACCUCGGCCUGGUCAAUCAAAUCUCCACCAUGAUCGGCAGCCUUAAAGGCAACUAUCAGAAUGUGAAUGGGGCAGUAGCGCAGGACUGGGUCUCAGGCCUUCAGCGUCUCAUCCUUAAGAAGGAAGAGGAGAUCAGGGCUGCAGACCGCUGCCGUAUCCAGCUACAGUUACCGGGGAAACAGGACAAGUCAGGCAGACCCACGUUCUUCACUUCAGUUUUCAACACGUUCAGUCCUUCCAUCAAACAGGCAUGGAACAGCAACCUGCAGAUGGCCAAGCUGGCUCUGGAGGAGGACAACGUGCAGGGCUGGUUCUUUGCUGAAGAUGAUAGUAACCAGAUAAAGAAACAGAAGCAUCCUCUGCUGCUGAAGCACAUGCCUGUGGUCAUGUCCAGACUACAGGAGUUUAAGGUGGAGUGUGCCGUCCAUAACCCAGAGCCCCACGUUAACAGUGAAAGCACAGCAGACAUGCCAGCAGUGGGUCACGGAUGUGUCUGGGUGGCCAGCUGCACAAAUCAGAUGGGCCAGAUUGCCAUAGUGGCCAUGCAGAACUCCAGCCCGAAGGUGACUGAGUGUUUCAAUGUGGAGUCGCGCAUCCUCUGUAUGACCUACGUGCCCCUGGAUGGGGAUGAGGGAAACCUUGAACAAAACGCCCAGCCCAGGACAGUUGACACACCCACGGUGUGUGUGGGGAUGGAGGAGGGGAGUAUCUCUGUCUAUAAGAGCAGUCAACGCUCGAAGAAAGUGCGUCUGCAGCACUUCUUCUCUCCAGACAAGGCCACAGUCACAUGUCUGGCAUACAAGAGUCCGUGUCUGUACGCUGGUUUGGUCAGUGGCUCACUGGCAGUCUACUCCAGAACGGCAGACGGCCUAUGGGACUCAUCCAGCAUGCGGCUGCUGAAGCUCGGGGUGCUGCCGGUAAAGGCUCUGCUGGCCGUUGGGGAGCAUGUGUGGGCAUCGUCUGGAGGGCAGGUCUUCAUCAUCAACACCCGCACGCACACUGUGGAGCACCAGGUGGAGGCACAUCAUGAAGAGGGUAUGGUGGUGUCUCAGAUGGUGGUUGCUGGGGUGGGCAUCUGGAUCGCUUUCAGCUCCGGCUCCACCCUCCGGCUCUUCCAUACCGAAACCCUGGAGCACCUGCAGGACAUCAACAUCGCCACGCCUGUCAACAACAUCCUAUCAGGUCACCAGAGGGUCUCUGUGAGCAGCCUGCUGGUGUGUCAUGGUUUGCUACUAGUGGGGACAAAUCUCGGAGUGACAGUAGCUCUGUCUGUGCCCAGACUACAGGGGAUUCCCAAGGUCACAGGGCGAGGCAUGGUGUCCUUCCACGCUCAUCACGGCCCUGUGAAGUUCCUCACUGCAGCCAUGCCUGUUUGUAACCUGCUAUCGGCUGCUGCAGCUCCAGCCUCUGCCAACUUCUCCAGCCAGUGCGGUCCUCUAGAGGAGGAAAGGCCAGGCUCUGCUCCAGCUGCGUCCAGUGACAGAGGCGUGUGGCUGUGCGACAGCAGCAGAAGCUCCCCCGGACCUGGUACGGGCUCUGGAUAUGGCCCUGGCCCUGCUCCUGCUCCAGUCCUCCAGGACUCUCUCUCCUCCUCCUGUGGCUCACUGGCACCAUCCCACAGCUCUCUGGAGCACGGACCAGAAGAUGGGGCCAUUUACGACCUUCUGAACGACCCCGCACACUCCCAGAAGGCCAAACGAGCACAGCGGGUGGACGUGAGUUCACUCCUGGUGGUUUCCGGUGGGCUGGGUCACCGCCGGGUCAACAGAAAGACCAAGCAUGCACGGCAUGAGGAGAGUGUGUCCACCAUCAUGGUAUGGCAGAUCCCCAUCCUCAAUGUAUGAACGUGGAGAUGGAGACAGAUAUAGUACAGAAAGGGUGAUGGUGGCAUUACAUGGCACAGGGUUGUUGUGCAGUGUCCCUCCCUGUGCUUUUCUGAAGCAUUCUCCUCAUCUUUCCACAUGCACAGGAGCGACAGAUUCAUCGUGGUGUAAAAAUGGGUUAAUGCUGAAUGAAAGGGAAACAGAGAUACGAGGAGGGACUACACAAUCUAAAUCGAAGGUCAUUCUCGAAUACUGCGGACGUGAUGUCAGCAGCAUAACCACUUCUGCAUGGUUUUGGACCGUUCAUGUUACUUGAAAUAUCGUUGUUGAUGGCAGUUGGAAGUUGGAUGGAGGGAAAUACUCCAGUACGACUCAGCUGUUUUUGAAGUGUCUAAAAUAAAGUAACACUGCUAAUGCAAAAUAUUCCUAUGCAUCUUUAGCUGCUGCGUGCUUACAUUUUGGCGAUGUGUAAUUCCUAACUCCACUUAAUUCUGUUUUCAGUUUUUAUUUUCAUCAGUAUUUCACAAAAGGUCCAGAAUGUCCAGGGACUGAGAGUACAUCUGUUGUCUUCCCACAUUGUUGUUUGUCCAAAGUUUCGAGUUGAUUGGAGUCACCAGGUAUUCCAAGGUCAAGACAUCAGAUGGUUUUAACUGAAAUUAUGAAGCCAAAAAAUAAAAACAUUCUAGCUGAUAUUUUGUAAAGGAGAGACUUUGGUGGGAUUUCUGGCUGGCCAGAUUUUCCAUUGCUCCUAAAUCAAAGUGGACAUAUACCAAUCCUAUUAGACACUAGUGGGAUGUUUCAUAUUCCUAAAUUAAUUGUCAUGUAUGGAUAUUUAAUAUGAUUAAGAAAGCUUGAUAUGGUGCCAUUCAGUAUGUAUUCCUAUCAUGUCUUUUAACAACUAUCUCAGUUUUGUCCAGCCUUUUUCUUGUGUAUCUGUUAAGUGAUAAUCAUGCUUUUCUUACCAAAAAAUGUAACCCAUUUGUUUUUAAUUUGUCUCUCAUUUGCACCCUUAUUUGUUGUUUAACGUGGCAUCAAACACAUAAAUUAAUUGUCAAAAAAGAAAAGUGAAUUGCUUUGGAUUUGGCUGGAAGCUGCUUUCUGUGACUCUAUGGCCUUAACAUGGAUGAAAAGAGAGAUGAGAAGUUCUAUUAAAAUGAAAAGUGAAGUAUGCCACUA